AAAAUAAUUUAUGCUAAUAAGUACAUAACGGUAUUAAUGAAAUUUACUACGACUUUAAAAAUUUGAUAAAAUUUACAUCUAAAUGCAAUUAAAAGUACUGUCAAAUGGUCCAACUUGGGGUGGUGUUUAAACUCAGUAAGUUAAAUAUCCAUUAUUGUUUUAGUCGUAUCAAUCAUUAAUAGAACUAGUGAAAUAUUUGCAAGUAUUGUUAAGGAACACAAAAUGUUUGUUCAUAAAAAUUAAGUGAUGAAAUCUGUAAAAUAUUUAGCUAGAACAAGCUUAACUACUGUCUUAGUUGGCAAAUUUGACUGUAUUACUAUUUAAAUUAAUCGUCAAUUUUAGUUAAUUAUAUUUCUCAUUUCAAGUAAAGUUAAUUUUUACACUGGUUUAAUAAUAAUUAUAAAAAAACGAUUUUUUAUUUAAGACACAACCAUAGCAACUUUUUAUCAACAAGAUAUUUAUAUAAGUAUAAAUAAGAUGGAUUAUUAAAAAUUUGACAGAAUUUUUCACAAUCUGUGAAGUAUUCUAUUAUAUAUCUUAAACUGAGCUUAAGAAACGCAUGAAAUGGAUAAAGAAUAUUUUAUUAAGUGUUAUUGUCUAGGUGUUUUGGGUCUUAGAUCAGUUAAUCAACCGGAUAUUUCUCAAAAGAUAAUUUUAACUCCAACGGGUCCAUUUAAAGAUCUUUUUGAAAAGAAUAAUAGUAUAAAGACUGGAUAUGAAAAUUUUUUCUUAAAAAAAGGCUUGAUUAAAUUAUUUCCAAACAAGGACUUUGACAUCGUUAACAAAAAUAUCGUUUGUUUGAAAUGCUACCAGCAAUUUCCUUCCAAGAAAAUUUAUCGUGAUCAUGUGGGAACCAUUAAAUGUUCUAUAAUACCUGUAGAGCCAAAUCCCAUUUACUUAAAGUACAAAUAUAAGCCAGGAAGACGAAAGCGCUUGCCGAAUUCUAACUUUAUAGAUCCAGAAAUGCUAUUUACCUUGCAAACAAGGAAUAAAACCUAUUCUAGUUCAAUAAAUGAUAAGACUGAUAAAAAAGUCAGAUCAAAUAUUAGAUUUAAGAACAAAAAAAGAGCUGUUAGACCUAAAAAAACUGUAAAUAAUACUCAAGUCUAUUAAAUUUAAGUAAAAUCCAUGAUCAUUUUAGCUGAAAAAUUUUGGCUUUCAACUUAUACAGUGUUUCAAGAUUUUCAAAGUGAUCGAAACUAAAAAAAAAAUUAAUGCCAAACUUUGAAUUACAUACAAAUGAAAAUUAUCCUUAAGAAUUUUAAAGUUUUCAG
Molecule: messenger RNA, 1274 nt
Organism: Daktulosphaira vitifoliae (grape phylloxera)
Lineage: Eukaryota; Metazoa; Arthropoda; Insecta; Hemiptera; Phylloxeridae
Exons: 3
Coding region: 565-1113 (182 amino acids)
Source: RefSeq, a predicted model, not a curated record